AUGGAAAAGAGAGGAACCUCUACUAAGAAAUACAAUUUGAAAACUAAUAUUCUAGUAAAGCCAAAGGCUAUACAUAGAAGAAUAGAAUCCUUAAACAUCAUUCAACAAGUCAAACAUGAUAACAUAGAAUUAGAUGUGAAAGUACCGACUAUAAGUUUUGGAACAAUUCCGUCUCUAAAAAACUCAGAUGAUGGCAGAGAGAGCCAUCCUUAUGAACUAUCUCACACUAGAGUGAAAUAAAGUAUACACCAAGGAUGCUAAAAACAAGCUUGCUGCAGGUAAAAUUCGGACCUUUAGAAAGCAACGGCGGUCUAAACAUGUCUCUCCUGGAAAAAUUAAGCUUGAAAAGGGCAUGAACUCUUCUCAUUCCCAUCACAGGACUCUAUACAGCCUGCCUUAUGCUUAUGAGACACAUAACAGGAGUCUUAGUAAGCAGAAUUAUAAAGAUAAUGAAAGUUAUAUUAGCAGCCAAACUUUCUACUUAAAAGAAAGGAGAGAUAACCCCUUCAAGGAAGCUAUGAACCCUACUUUUAACAAGUCUAGGGACGAAAGCCAGAAGAAUCCUGGCCUGAACCUGGAAAAUUUAAGUUUGAAUCAUUACCGUGAUGAUAAUAACUCUAAGUCGACUCAUACAGAGGCGAAGGGAGGUUUCAUAGGCUCUAAGCUCAAUAUGACACAACCUUUACCGAUAGCAGCCCCAGGGAAGAAAGAGGAGGAGGCUCCUCUUCCCAUGGCUACUUCUCAUCUUCGUAGACAGUCUCAAGGGAGUAUAAUCAAAGUUAAAACUGGAAAGAAGGAUACUAAACGGUAUAAGAAAUUCUUAGCAGACCUUCUUAAGCUUGAAGAAGAGAUUGACAAGUUUGAUAUCGAGUACUCUAUUUCUAUAAAUGUUAAUAAGAAAUACAAAUCAGGGACUCCUGAAUACCUGAGUAGUUUCAUGAAGAAGUGUAAAUUUGUGAAUAAAAUUUCCAAGAAAAUAGAAGCUAGCUACAAGAAAUCUGAAUUUAAUUCUCUGAAAAUCAUGAUGACGAAGGGAAAGCAUGAUGAGGAAAGCAAACUUAUUUAGCACCAUUUAUACCAUCUGUGCUAGGGUAAUCGAUGAAUUGAUUACCUGUCGUAACCAGACAGAGUCGCACUAUCUCUCAGUCAUCGAGUCCAAAGACUACACUAUCAACAACUUGUCUUCUCAGCUUGAUUGAGCUAAUGCUCAACUGCAAAAAAUUGAAGAGGACAAGAUCAGCCUUAAGAGGGACGUUGACGUUGAGAUCAAAAAGUUAGAAGCACUUGGUAAUUUCGAUGACUUGGAGAAGCCAGACUUCCUCUCUGUUGGCUUCUUUGAAGCCAACAGAGAGGAAGAUCCUAGCUUCACGCUCACUGAUAUCUACCAGUUCUUGCUAUUUGAGGGAGAGAUCGUCAAGGAUAACCGUAAGCAGAAGAAUGUGUCACCUGAUUACCAUAUUUUGAAAGAUAUUUUAACACAAAAGUUCUUCGAUAUGCAGAAAAUGACAGCUGAGCAGGUCAUUAAGAGAGUCUAUAAGCGCACAGUGCCGGUUGAGGUUGAGGUGCAGACUGGAGAUGAUCCUCUGGUGAAGGAAUUUGAAAUUUUGAAGGAUAAGGAAAUGAAUUUGUUUAGGAAGAAAUGUAAUCUUGAAGUGAAGUUGAAAAAUCAGGAGAUGGAAAUGGCUAAGCACAGGCUGCAAGUCGCUGAGUUGGAGCAGAAGUAUGGGAUUUUGAAUACGGAGAAUACUAAGAUUUUAAAUCAAUUGAAGAGAUAUAAGAACUUAGAGUCUCAAAUGGAACAAGACAAGGACACUAUCACUCGAUAUCAAUACCAAAUCGAACAAUUUCCCUCAGAAAUCAAAAAAAGAGACUCUGAGAUCCAAUCCCUCCUCAAAACCCUUAAAAGAAUGAAGUUCGAUAUGGGCCAAGUGGUCACCAGGUUCCAGGAGAUGAUGGCCAGUGCCAAAGUCAUGGAAGAUGAGAUCAGGGUUAAGCAGAAUUUGGUUGAAAGACUGAAAAGGAAUCUGAGUUCAUUGAGAAGUUAUGUGGGAGAGGAGUAUAUUGAAACACCAGCUGGUGGCGAUAAGGAAAAGAAUGGUAUGGGAUUGAACUUGGAUGUAACUGGGGAUAAACAAGAGAGUAGGCGGGAUGGCAAGAAGGACCAGAGGGUCCAGACUGAUAUUAGUGGGAGCGUUACAAAAGAGUCUAAUUUGACUCAAAAACAAAUAAUCCCUCCUUUUGAUUACUUGACUGAGUCAGCUCGUACAGUCAUAGAACCUCAAAAACCUGCUACAAAAGUUGAUAUCGGUAUUGACAAGAAGAUAUUUUCAAAUUCUCCGUCUAGUAUACCACAAAAUAUUUGAGAAAAUCCUAAUUCUAAGCAAAAAUCUCCUGACAAAAUUGAAGAAAAAUCUGAUUCUGAAGAAUUCAAGCAAAAGAGUCGUACUUCCUCCAGAAUUGGAAUCGGAGUUAGGCAGAGAGAAACGUCUCCUGACAGAAUCAGUAAAGCCCAGAUCACUACUGAGGUAGCCAAGGAGGAGGAUACUAUGAAGGAUUUGUUACAAGAAAAGGAGAAAAUUACCAAGUUCCUUCUUGAGUGUGGCUACAUGGUGGAAACAGAAGUUCAGACCAAGAAGACGAAUUCAAAACCAACAAAGGAGCCAAAGAAGAAGUCUGUAGGCACACAACGGCCUACAGAGGAGGAUAAGAUAGAUGAGCUACUUGAUGGGGUCGAUGCUCGCUCAGUUGCUCAAACCCAGCUCAACUUAUUAAUGGAGACACUAGAAAACUUAAGAAGAGAAGGAGCAAUCCAACAUAUUAACCUUACUGAAGAGGAUAUCGAGAUGAUAAAAGAGGAAAUGCGAAAGCUUAUUGUCGAGAAAUCAAGCCAAGAAGCUGAGAAUGUGUACUUAUCUGCCCAAAAAGCUGUAUAUACAGGAGGUUCUUCAUUCAAGACUGCAGGGACUUUGAAUUUGGGCAUGAAGGACCCUACUCUACAAUACUCAAGUAAUAACGAUUAUUGCCACUUACCUCCUCCAAUGCCAAGAUCUAAGAUGGGUGGUGGAAUGACUGCAUCGAGAUUGUCCAAGAAAAGACGCAAUAAGAAGUAGACUACCCUGGAGAGAAUGCUAGGAAUAAACAUUUACAAAUUUUA
This is a messenger RNA of Moneuplotes crassus, 3154 nucleotides long. The record is from the annotation of a GenBank genome assembly. Lineage: Eukaryota; Ciliophora; Spirotrichea; Euplotida; Euplotidae.